UUUUGCUGUUACUUCAGCCUGCAGCGGAAUUUGAGAUGUCUUAUUCUGCCGAAUUACAAUUUUCUAUUGCAUCACAAACAAAUCGUAUCGAGAGUAGCCCGCCCCGGUUAACGUCUUGUAGCGACGCAGGCUACAGCAGCAGUGGAACACCAAGUAUAACUAACAGCCCGAGCGAGUUUUCAUUCGAUCCUGCUGAUUUCUCUCAUCCUAAUCUCACAUUAGAUGAAAUGGACUUGGACGCAUUCGACGCAUGUAGGGUUAAACAAGAACCAGAUCUCUACGCUUUGCAUAACUCUAACCCAAGAAGGCGAUCAGUGGCAACUUGCUCGACCGCAAAACAGGGGCUUUCGGGAAUGCCAAUCUCAGGGUAUAACUCAAGUGCUACCCUGCAAAGACCGAACAGCGCAAAUUGCCUGACCGUACCGCAAGAGAAUUACAUUAGAAACUUUGAGAGUUCGCCUCUGCAGCAGCAGCACGUUCCUAUGCAAUCUAGUUCUUCGUUGUGCUGUUUCUCCAACGUCGUGUCAACUUUCGACGUACCAAGUCCCAAGCUAUGCAACAACAGCACGACAGCUAGCAUCGUUCACGAGCCACUGUUUGAAAAGUUCCCGAAUACUCAAAACUUUUUCUCCGGGCAAGACACCCUGAAACCGGAAUUGGUGCGGAGACAGCACUCGGACAGCGUGAUUUUCGGACAGGAAAGCUUCCAGCAAAACUCGACACAGAGCACAAAUACACAGAAUCGCAGUUUUAGCAGCAGUUUAAAUGCCGUUGACCUCCGUAACAGAGCUGAAGACUUCGGUUUCAUGGACCCUUCCAUGCUUACUAUUCAAAGUAGCCCAGGACAGGAUAGAAAACACAAAACUCGUUUAAACGGUUCGGUUCAAUCGAAUUACAAUAAGUUGACAACAACACCAAACUUAUCACAUCAAGGCACGUCUUGUGACUUCGUUCCUUUUGUUCCACCACAAACAAAUCUAAAGUCCUGUCAAUUUUCAACCCCAAGGUCAAGCGACGUCAGUAUCCUUACUGUCCUACCCCACCAUGGCGGCGUGCCGGGAACUCGGGAUGUACAAAGAGACAGUCCAAGCGGCAACCCCCGUUAUACUUCUGAGGACGAAGCGUGGAGAUCCUACCUUGAGAACCCUCUCACGGCAGCAACGACUGCAAUGAUGUCAAUACACGGAGACGAGGAUUCAGCCGCUGCGUUAGGGAUCCUGUACGACUAUUACAAGGUUCCACGAGAAAAACGAAUUUUGACUUAUCAACCGAACACCGGCAACAGGGAUAAACAAACAAGGUGUGUUUCGUCGCAAGAAGGCAACAUAUCGUCUACUGGGCUAACUUCUGAAGACGUUUCGGCAAUGACCCCAGUCAUUUCGGCAGCUUCUACCGCAGUUCACGGGGACAGCAGUCUAGAAAUUACAGUUCGUGACCACUCAACCGAAGAGGUGAUUUCACCACGUGACCUGAACAACUUUUCACAUCCUGACGUAAUCACCCUGAGCACGGUUCGACCAGAACUGUCGGCUCUUUGCGAGGUUAACGGUUUGGGCGAGUACCUUAAUAUUGGUCGUGUACAAGAGGAUAUAAGGCAACUAACACCAGACAGUGCGUAUUCGGAAGCCAAAGAUUCACCUCCACAAAUGUCCCAGAUCUACACCGAUUACACGAACAAAUACAUCAACCAACAGUCUAGAACUACGCGCUACACUUCUGGAAACUCGCCAAAACUGUACAACAAAAACAACAACAACAACAACAACAACAACAACAACACCCUAUUAACAACAACCCCAACCGGGAACCAACCGUUUAAUUCCCCAUCAUCAAGUUUGAUUCCGCUACCAAAUAUAUUUAGUCCUGCACUUGAGAUUCUGCCUUCAGAUUACACUGGGGAAUACUUUGAAUAUGCUAUGGAAGCGCCGAAGUCGCUGAAGCAAAAAGAUGGCGAACCGACAAUGUCAUACAUUAAUAAAGGUCAGUUUUACUGCAUUUCUCUGAGAGAAUGCGCGGGCCGGCCAUGGAGAUAUAAGAACACUCGAGUAACUAGCGUAGUACAAAUCGUGUUUGGAGACGGGAAACCAGAAGACGAACAACUGCGACAUUGGAAAUAUUGGCACGCAAGACAACAUACUGCUAAACAAAGAAUUAUUGAUAUUGCUGAUUACAAAGAAAGCUGCAUGAUCAGCGACAUCGAUGAAUUCGCACAUAAUGCAAUCAGCUUUAAUUGGGACGUGAAUGACGUUGCCAAGAUAUUCGUUAGCUGCAACUGCCUCAGUACAGAUUUCAGCGCUCAAAAAGGAAUUAAGGGCUUGCCUUUGCUGUUACAAAUCGACACGUACAUGGAUAACAGACGAGGUGCUGCACCCGCACAUCGAGGAAUGUGUCAACUUAAAGUAUUCUGUGAUAAGGGUGCAGAACGCAAGAUACGAGACGAAGAAAGAAAGGCGAUGAGAAAAAGACAACGAUCCGGAAUUAAAGUCAACAGCACCCUUCCCCAUUGCCAAACGAUGGCAGUAAACAAUCGGGACCCCAAAACACCCCUAAGGUCACCCAGCAUUACCCCGCCCCCAACAUCCGCCGCGCCAGCAGGAGGGGCACCGGGUAAAAGGCAGGAGGUCGUAUAUUUCAAGACAGUGGUGGACGGCAUCACCCCUUCCGUGUAUUUCGUGCCAGAAAUUUUUGGUCACGUAAACAACGCGCGCGGCUUAUCGUCGGUCUCACCUUGCCCCAAAUCAAGUGACAUCCCGUCAACCUCGAACGAUCCAGAUUAUACCACCAGCCAAUUGGAUUUUUCCGAUCCUCUCCGAGGCUCCACCAAGCGUUCGCUGUCUAUGCUUAGUUCGGAUGAAGGCGAAUUCCCAUCAAAUAAGGUUUUAAAGCGUAGUGAAGACACGCGUGUUCUGCUGUACGUUCGAAGAGAGACGGACGACGUAUAUGAUGGAAUAAUGUUGUGUGAUCCAACACUAGAGGGUCUAAAGCGAGCGCUGGAGGAAAAAUACGGAAUCCCAGUUCAAAAAAUGAGCAAAGUAUUAAAGAAGUCGCGAAAAGGGAUUCUAGUUAAUGUGGACGACAACAUCGUUCGUCAUUAUAGCAACGAAGACACCUUUAUUAUAGCCGUCGAAACGGAAACAAUAGACAAUGACGUUACCCACAAAAUUACAUUGUCGGUCGUCUGACGUAGGAGGGACAAAACUCAUGUGCUAUGACGUCAGUGGCUCUCGUUUGCUUUUUUUCACCCGAAAAAGGAGAGAGGAGAAAAUACUCGCGGUCGGUUUCUAUAGAUAUUUUUGUGCGCACUUUCGCUGACAUACAAUUAUGCAUUUGUAUCUCAAAAAAUGAGAGAUUAUGCCCAUUCGAGAUUACGGAGCGUUGCAAUCAAUGAAUCGCUUUGAUCGUACGCUUUAUCUACGCACCUACAACUUGCCAAACAUAUUAACACAGUGUGUAAUACCUACAAUAUCGGCGACCUAUUUUUUGAACGUCACUGUACAAUACUUUUUCAAUGGCCGCCACCGCAUAUUAAGUGUUCAGCCUUCGCAAGUCGUUCCCAAAAUAGCACACAAGUCUUCUUAAAUGCAAUUUAACGUAUCCAUCAUUGCGGUUGACAGCCUCAUUAUGAUAAACACCUGAUUUUGAUCAAUCUGCGAUUUGACACGCCCAUGCAAAGUCCAAUACCGCAGCAGUGCCUUAUCUUUGUUAACUAUCUUGCCUUUAUCCGCAUUGUAUCUAAUAACGUUCCAGUGUUGUUGUCUUUAACGUAUGCAAUUAUAAGCUUAAUACAGACGACCAGUUACAA
Molecule: messenger RNA, 3802 nt
Organism: Ciona intestinalis (vase tunicate)
Lineage: Eukaryota; Metazoa; Chordata; Ascidiacea; Phlebobranchia; Cionidae
Source: RefSeq, a predicted model, not a curated record